AUGGGCUCCCGGCACUUCCCGGCGCGCACGGUGCUGCUGGAGCGGGAGCCGAGCGGCGUGACGUACCGCGUGCCCGCGCUGCUGUACCUGCGCUGCGGCGCGCGGCUCCUGGCCUUCGCCGAGCAGCGCCUGGGCGCCGACGACGCACACGCCGACCUGCUGGUGCUGCGCCGGGGCACCCUCUACGGCAGCUACGUGGAGUGGGAAGACAUGCGCGUGCUGGAGACGGCGACGCUGCGGCACCACCGCUCCAUGAACCCCUGUCCGCUCUACGACGAGUUCACCGGCACCCUCUUCCUCUUCUUCAUCACGGUGCUGGGCAGGACGCCCGAAUCCUACCAGAUCGUCACGGGCCAGAACGUCACCCGGCUCUGCUGCGUCACCAGCGCCGACCAGGGCCUGAGCUGGAGCGAGGCCACAGACCUCACGCAGCAGGUCAUCGGCGGCGCCAUCAAAGACUGGGCGACGUUCGCGCUGGGCCCCGGACACGGGAUCCAGCUGCGCUCGGGCCGGCUGCUGGUGCCCGCCUACAGCUACCACAUCGACUGCAAGCAGUGCUUCGGGCAGCUCUGCAAGACCACCCCGCACUCCUUCGCCUUCUACAGCGACGACCACGGCCGGGGCUGGCGCUUCGGCGAGUUCAUCCCCAACCUGCAGACGGGCGAGUGCCAGCUGGUGUCGGUGGACGAGGAGGACGGCACCAACGUCCUCUACUGCAACGCCCGCAGCCCCUUGGGCUUCAGGGUGCAGGCGCUCAGCACGGACGACGGGGCAGUGUUCCACGGCGGGGAGCUGGUGCAGCGCCUGGUCGAGCCACCCCACGGCUGUCACGGCAGCGUCGUCGGCUUCCCCGCGCCCCUGGUCUACGGCCCCGCUGCCCCCCGGCACCCAGCGGGGUCCCUGCGGGGCUCAGCGUGGCGGCUGCUCCCCGGGAUGGUGCCUGCCCGGGGGGCUGGGGGGGCCACUCCUGGCCCCGCUCCCUUCUUCCAAGCGCCCACGUGGGUCCUGUACUCGCACCCCACCAGCUCCAUGUCGCGGGUCAACAUGGGGGUUCACCUGAGCACCUUCCCCAGGGACGCCGAGAGCUGGACCGAGCCGUGGGUCAUCUAUGAGGGCCCGAGCGCGUACUCGGACCUGGCGUGCGUGGAGCUGCCCUACGGGGAGGCUUCUCCCUCCGGGGCCACGGCCGUCGCCUUCGCCUGCCUCUACGAGAACGGGACGCGCUCGCCCUACGAGCAGAUCUCCUUCAGCAUGUUCACGCUGCACGACGUGCUGCGCAACAUCCCCCUGGCAGCCCCCCGGGCACGCAGCACCCCUGGCCCUGGCAAGCUGGGCACGAGGAGCUGCCACAUCUCCUAGUGCCACCCCCAGGCACGGGUGCAGCCCCCCUGGCCCUGGCAAGCUGGGCAGAGGGAGCUGCCUCACCUUCUAGUGCCACCCCCCAGACCCCGGGGCACCAACCCCAAGCCCAGUGCCCAGGGACGCUCACAGCCUGGCACAGGGGCACACACCACCCACCCCAAACUGGGGUUUAGUCUCUUCUUUAUUGC
Molecule: messenger RNA, 1550 nt
Organism: Colius striatus (speckled mousebird)
Lineage: Eukaryota; Metazoa; Chordata; Aves; Coliiformes; Coliidae
Gene: NEU4
Product: neuraminidase 4
Exons: 4
Coding region: 1-1359 (452 amino acids)
Biological process (GO): ganglioside catabolic process; oligosaccharide catabolic process
Cellular component (GO): lysosome; cytoplasm; membrane
Molecular function (GO): exo-alpha-sialidase activity
Source: RefSeq, a predicted model, not a curated record